Molecule: messenger RNA, 2148 nt
Organism: Didymosphaeria variabile
Lineage: Eukaryota; Fungi; Ascomycota; Dothideomycetes; Pleosporales; Didymosphaeriaceae
Exons: 2
Coding region: 1-2148 (715 amino acids)
Biological process (GO): biosynthetic process
Cellular component (GO): cytoplasm
Molecular function (GO): flavin adenine dinucleotide binding; electron-transferring-flavoprotein dehydrogenase activity
Source: RefSeq, a predicted model, not a curated record
AUGGCGUCCGAGCAUGAUUCAAAUAGCAAGAAGAUCAUCAUUCUCGGUGGUUCUUAUGGCGGCGUCUCCAUUGCCCACUACCUACUGAAGCAUGCUCUGCCAGUCCUUCCACCAAAGCAGGAAUACAAGAUCGUAAUAGUCAGCGCAGCCUCAAAGGCAAUUUGCAGGCAGGCCUGUCCUCGCGCCUUGAUUUCAGACAACUACUUUCCUCAAGACAAGCUCUUCGUCAGCAUACCAAGCCAAUUCGAGCGAUAUUCUACACACCACUUUGAAUUCAUCCACGGUUCAGCAACGGCUGUUAAUCAUGAACAGCGCAGGGUUACCAUCGCGCCAGCCGCAAGCAGUCAAACACUUACAGUCGCCUUUCACGCUCUUGUCAUCGCUACGGGUGCCUCUACACCAUCUCCCUUAUUUGGAUUCAAUGCCAACGAUGAGAAGGCUCUUCGUGAGGCAUGGGCUGAAUUCCGCAGUGGACUGGAAACGGCAAAGAGUAUUAUUAUUGCUGGUGGAGGGCCAUCCGGCGUGGAGACUGCAGGCGAGUUGGGCGAGCAUCUCAAUGGUCGUGCUGGGAUUUUCAGCUCAAAGCUCCAAAGCCCGAAAAUUCCGAUCACCUUGGUGACUUCGUCUGCGAACAUACUUCCCUACCUCAGGUCAUCGAUUGCACAGACUGCCGAGGACUACCUGGCUAAGGUGGGUGUUACCGUCGUCAAGAACAGAAAAGUUCUCAGCGUGGCUCCAAACAACGCUGGAGCACGCUUGAACCAGGUUGCGUCUAGAACAACCCUCGAGCUCAGCGAUGGUACCACUCUAGAAGCCGACCUCUUUAUUCCAGCUACUGGCUUCAGCCCGAAUACGAAAUUCCUCUCUGAGGAUAUACUAGACCCAUCUACUAGCCAAGUGGAAACCAAUUCAUCCACUCUUCGCGUCGACAAAGCCGGCCCUAGAAUCUACGCCAUCGGCGACGUUUCCAACUAUGCUCGACCUGCGGUACACAGCAUUAUGGAAGCCGUACCAAUCCUUGGCACGAACAUCAAGCGUGACCUCUUACUUGCUGCUGGCAAAGCGGAAGGUGAAGUACCUGCAGAGAAGGCGUUUAAGGAGGAGAAGAGAGAGACACAAUUAGUACCGAUUGGAAGAUCGAAGGGCGUAGGAGCGGCGAUGGGAUGGCGUCUUCCGUCGUGGGCUAUCUGGUUGCUCAAGGGACGUGACUACUGGCUUUGGACAGUGGGACCGUUCACGACCGUUGAUGUCUUCACCAAAACACGCUACGUGGGCAAUCCACUCGGCGUAGUCCGCGUUCCGGCGUCCCUCCGCUCUCGACUGUCCGAGCAUCAGAAACAAAGAAUCGCCAACGAGUUCAAUCUUUCCGAAAUAACAUUUCUGCAUGAGCCUACACCAGAAGAACCUGAAAUCGCCGACUAUGACAUCUUCACCGCGCUAUCGCGAAUGACAUUUGCAGGCCAUCCUACCAUUGGAACAAGCAUAUACGUUGCCGCGCAUGCGAACGCAUACCCAAAUGUUAAGAAGCUCCGUACCAUUGCGGGAAUCAUUCCUUUCGAGUUCAACAAGGAAUUAGGCACGUCAACCGUCGGUAUCCCUCACGACGUGUACUUUCACAAGGAGCACCUUCUUCCACACCCGUUUCCGGAGUUGAACGGCUCAGAAUCAUCAAACGUGCCUUUGGUAUCCAUAGUCAAGGGUAUGGCGUUCAACCUCAUCCGCAUGAAAGACUUGGAGGCCCUAGCCGUUCCCACAGCAGGCCUGCUACCAUUGGCGGAGCUUUACAAGGGCGAGCACCUCGAUAAGGGCAGCGGCUGGGAUACUGGCUAUACAGGCAGCUUCUACUAUACUGACCUAGGCUACAACGAUGAGGAGCCGGGGGUGCGACAGCUGCGCACUCGUAGUUUGGGCAGUAGGGAGGAUCCGGGAACGGGAAGUGCAAGUUGCGAUCUUGCCGCCUAUCUUAGUCUGACCGAAAAAGGAGGAAGGAAGAGAAAAUUUCAUCUGACUCAAGGCAUCGAGAUGGGACGUAGGUGCGAUAUUCAUGUGCAAGUCUUGUUGAAGGAAGACGGAAAGGAGGUUGAGGAUUUGAAGAUGAGUGGGGCGGCCGUGGAGGUCAUGGAGGGGUUCUUGACGGUGGGUGAAUAG